Messenger RNA from Gymnodraco acuticeps, 1897 nucleotides. Its product is annotated as F-actin-capping protein subunit alpha-1. Gene Ontology annotation, biological process: actin cytoskeleton organization; barbed-end actin filament capping. Gene Ontology annotation, cellular component: actin cortical patch; F-actin capping protein complex. Lineage: Eukaryota; Metazoa; Chordata; Actinopteri; Perciformes; Bathydraconidae. The transcript has 9 exons. The record is from RefSeq and is a predicted model, not a curated record. The coding region runs from base 137 to 1087 and encodes 316 amino acids. Gene Ontology annotation, molecular function: actin filament binding.
CACUUAAAAGUGUAUUAUUGUAUAUUCGUGGGGACAACCUGGAGAGUGUUCCUGCUCGGCCUGCGGCUGUUCUGGGAGGAGUCCCACAUACCUGGCAACACCGACGGGCGCUUUGUUAACACUUCAUUGAGCCAAGAUGGCAGAUUUCGAUGAGCUCAGCGAUGAAGAGAAGGUCCGUAUUUCGGCUAACUUUGUGAUGCACGCUCCUCCUGGAGAGUUCAACGAAGUUUUCAAUGAUGUGCGAAUACUGCUCAACAAUGAUAACCUUCUCAGAGAGGGCGCAGCUCACGCCUUUGCCCAGUACAACAUGGAUCAGUUCACCCUUGCUAAAAUUGAAGGAUAUGAAGAUCAGGUCCUGAUAACGGAGCAUGGAGACCUGGGUAAUGGCCGCUUCUUUGACCCUCACAACAAGAUUUCCUUCAAGUUUGACCACCUGAGAAAGGAAGCCAGCGACCCCCAGCCGCAUGAGGGCGAGUCGGGCCUCAGGUCCUGGAGAGACGCCUGCGAUUCUGCUCUCAGGGCCUACGUCAAGGAGCACUACCCCAGUGGAGUUUGCACCGUUUAUGGGAAAACAAUCGAUGGCCAGCAGACCAUUAUCGCUUGUAUCGAGGGCCAUCAAUUUGAGCCUAAAAACUUCUGGAACGGCCGCUGCCGGUCUGAAUGGAGGUUCAGUGUCUCGCAAUCUACAGCUCAGGUGGUUGGAGUCUUGAAAGUACAGGUAGGUGGAGAAAUGUUUAGGUGUAGUAUGAGUUUAGCUGUGAAGUUGGUUCUGUUUCACUUUAGCGUGCAUGUCUUCUGUCUUUCUUUCCAGGUACAUUAUUAUGAGGAUGGAAAUGUACAGCUGGUCAGCCAUAAAGAUGUACAGGAAGCACUGACCGUGUCUAAUGAGAGCCAGACUGCAAAGGAGCUUGUGAAAAUUAUUGAAGAUGCAGAGAAUGAUUACCAGGUGGCCAUCAGUGAGAACUAUCAGACCAUGUCGGACACCACCUUCAAAGCCUUACGCAGACAGCUCCCAGUCACCCGCACCAAGAUUGACUGGAACAAGAUCCUCAGCUACAAGAUUGGCAAGGAGAUGCAGAAUGCUUAGAGAACAGACGCUGUUUGGGUGGCGACAAGCGAAUGAGAAGAAGCCGAUGCUCGUGCAAAGAUGUGUGACGCACCGUAACGUACUGUAUGUCCUGCUAAAAGAGACGUUUGUUUGGGGUCUUUACAGAGAAUGACAGCUUCCGUUAUGCACUACGAGGGGAUGUCUUCAUUUACAACAACAUGUAACUGUCGCUCAUUUGCAAACAUAUUAUUUUUCAACAAAUAAAGCCUUCAGUGACACUGUGAAAGCUUGGGUCAUUCCUUGCUGUUCAAAUUCUUAGUCUCAUGGUAAACAAACAUAGUUUCUGAUCCCUCAGUGCUUCAUAAUGGACUCGCAUCCUCCCACAACCCCUCGACUAUCAUGUAGCAACUAAUUAACCCCCUCUAUAUAACAAAACUGAUAUUCUUUAAGAGCUUCCAAUACCCCCUAUAGUUUUUUAUGAACAGAAGGCAAAUACUGUAUGCAAUUUGAUUUAUUAGCAGAGACACUUAACAUUACCAAAUGAUUUGGUUUAGUCUAAUGUGUUUAUAUGUAUGCAUCUCUCUGGACGCAGGGUUGUAGCCAAAGCAUCAACUUUCUUUCACAUUUCCCUACUAUAUUCCCUCUUGAAGUUCUUUCUCUCGUCAUAGAUUUUGAAAGCCAUUUUUGGUUGUAAUCCCUCUAUACUCCCCUGGAAUGAUAAAAGUAUUGGUGUCCUCAAGCCAGCGGUUUGCCUUUAGCUUUUGCUAUAUUUUUUAUACAAUCAUUGUACAUUUAUUAUUCACGAAAUAAAAGUAUGAUCUUCAAGCAAUGUUGAUCAUUUGUGUGUUA